This is a messenger RNA of Encephalitozoon cuniculi GB-M1, 1320 nucleotides long. RefSeq lists its product as uncharacterized. Lineage: Eukaryota; Fungi; Microsporidia; Unikaryonidae. Gene Ontology annotation, biological process: mitotic spindle organization; meiotic chromosome segregation; kinetochore organization. Gene Ontology annotation, molecular function: protein-containing complex binding. Gene Ontology annotation, cellular component: Ndc80 complex; kinetochore. The record is from RefSeq and is marked provisional. The transcript has a single exon. The coding region runs from base 1 to 1320 and encodes 439 amino acids.
AUGCAGAAAAGGAAUGUUUAUGCAGUUCCGGAUCUUCCGGUUAAGGAAAUAAUGCAGUACUUCAGCGAGAUGGAGAUAAACAUCAAGGCAAGUGACAUCCUUAAGCCAACGCCCCAAUCAACCCAAAGAAUCUACGAGGUAUUGCUAGAGGUGUAUUGCGGAGUUAAAACAUCUGAUCUGUUGCCUAGAAUAAACUCCGGGGAGAGCAUUGAGGCGUUUGAGGAGUCCCUGUCGUGCAUUCUUCUCCAGAAACGAAUGUCUGGCUUCCUUAAGAGGAUAGGGAUCGAUAAUUUUGGGCUUAGAGACCUUGUGCCCGACUCGAGAAGGCUUAUUGGGAUCCUGAGUGUUGUAGUGAAUUUUUCGAUGUUCAGGGACAACAAAAGGCAUGUAUAUGAGAGAGUGUGUCAGAUGAACGACGAAAAGCUGCUAUUGAAGAACGAGAUUGACGAAAAGGUCCACAAUGCCAAGAAGGAGCUGGAGAGAUGCGAAAGAGAUGCAAGGAAGAGCAUUGAAGAGGCAAAGGGGGUUGAAGAAGAGAUUUCCUUGCUCGAGUCUGAGCUGAAGGACUUCUACAGGCAUCAGAGGGCCCUGGUGCAGGAGACAGAAAGAAGCAAGACUGAAAGGAACGAGUACAGUGACAAAUUAAGCUCUUUGAAGCUAAUGGUGCUCAAUCUCAACCAAGAGAUAACGUGUCUGAAGACGCAGAUUGUGAGUGAUCCAACGAAGCUUAUGGAGCUACUUGACGAGAUGAGAUGCCUGAUUGCCAAGGAAAGUGAGAUAAUGAAGGGGCUGGAGGUAAAGAGAGUAGGGCUUAAAGAGAAGAUUGAGUUUAUGCAGGUGCUCAAGGAAGACACGAUGAAGGCGAUUACGCUAGCCAUUUCGAACAGAGAGGCCGACAAGACGAUUGACAAAACGAACAGAGAGAUAUCUGAGCUAGAGGUCCAGAUGAAAAAUCUUGACUCUGGAAUCAAUGCCUUGAAGAUCCGGCUGAACCAUGUGAGCAGACAGAUUUCUCAUAUUGAGUCCAAGAUAUUUAAUCUCCAGGACAACGACAAGAGAUGCUCGGAGGAGAUAUCGGCGAAACUCGAGAAGCUCAAGAGCAACUACGGAGUUGUUUCUGACGAAAGAAACUCCAUUCGAGGGAAAAUAGAAGAGAACGUAAGGCUGACCAAAAGCAUUGAAUACGAGCUUGUGAAGAGAAGAAAUGAGCAUGCUAACGAUAUAACGGCGAUUCAGUCGGCCUUGUGCAGGCUUAAGGACGACGUCUUCAACUACUUCGCAGAAGCUAAGGGAAUAAUCGACAAGACCAUGUCUGAUUGA